This is a messenger RNA of Tetrahymena thermophila SB210, 3432 nucleotides long. RefSeq lists its product as hypothetical. Lineage: Eukaryota; Ciliophora; Oligohymenophorea; Hymenostomatida; Tetrahymenidae. The record is from RefSeq and is a predicted model, not a curated record. The transcript is spliced from 9 exons.
UUGAAUUGUAUUUUUAGAGAUUUUAAACAAAUAUUAUCAUUAAAAAUUAAGCAAUUCUCUAUUUGCAAAAUGUAAAAAAAGCAAUCAUUGAAAUUAACUUAAAUAGACAAAUAAGAGGUUCCUGUAUUGAUGAAAGAUUAGGUCAAUCAUCAAAGCGAAAGCAAGGAAGAAUAAGACUGUAUUAUUAGUAGUGAAUAAAAUUUAGAAGUUUAAGCAAAAGACUAAGUAAAAUAGAUGAAACUUCAUAAAUUUAUUUAGAAUAAAGAGUAAAUGUUUGAUAAAAUCAAAUAAUUAUGCGAUGAAUCAAUAAAUUUGGUCGACAGAAACCUUUUUUAAGAAUCUAACUACUUUCUUGAGCAAGCUGAAGAGAUAAUAGAAUUCGCAGCUAAUAGAGGAAAGCAAAUUGAUAGAAAUUUAAUUAUUACAGUUCUUUAUAACAGAGCUUGCUCUUAUUAGGGGCUUUGGAAACUUGACAAAUGCAACAAAUAUAUUGAUGGAGUUAUUUAUAAUCUUGAGACAAGUCUGAAAAAUGAUUUUUGGCCUGAAUAUGAAAAUUUUGAAAGCUAAAUAGUACUGGAGAAAGUUGCUUACAAAAUAAAACGUUAAACCUUCUUAGUUAGAUGCUAUUUAUAAUAAUGUGCUAUAUUAUCUUAGCUUGUGCUACAUGAGUAAGCAAUUUAGACUGCUAAGAAAGCAAUAUCUGUGUUAGAAGAUAUCUAUAAUUAACUACUUUCUAUUAGUUAAGAUAAAUUAAAUUAAUGUGAAUAAACUGCUACUUCUGUAAUUACUGCUUAAAAGCAAGGUGGUAUUUUUAAUGCUACCACUCAAUCUAAUAUUUCAAAAACAGACAAUAAAGUAAAUAAUUCUUAAAAAAAUUUACCAACUCCAAAAGGGAUGCAAAGCAAGAAUAAAUUUAAUUUAGCCUCAUCUAAUAAAGUAUUUGAUUUAAGCGGUGAAUAAGACAACGAUGACUAAAUAAAUCUGGGAAAUUCUAAUACUGAGGCAGAUAGUUAUUUGGGAGCAAAGAAAAGUGCUGUUAAAGAAGAAGUGCUUUUCAAUAAGAUUAUUUUACAAUAGGCUUGUAGUUUCUUGAAAACUUUUGAGUAAAAAGUUGCAUUUGAAACAAAUAUUGGCGAUGAAUGCAGCAGUUAGUUGAAGAAAGCAAGGCAAUCCAUAUAUUUUUGGAAGAAUAACCCAGACAAUAAUGAAAAAAAUAUGAGACAAGAAUUGAAUGUCCCAACUAAAAAUACUGAUGAUGAUAAUAGGAAUAUUGUAGGAGUAUAAAAAAGUUAAGAAUGGAUCGAGCAGUUUAACAUUGGAUCUAUCAUGCAUAUGACAUGCAUUUCAUAUGAUGAAUUCAUUCUUUUUGAAGACAUCUUAUUUGAGCUUUCCAAAAAACAAUUGAUUGAAAAGAUGCUGCUGCUAUCAAUAUGUUUUUUUACUAUUGCAACUGAAAUCAGAUUUAUAGAACUAGACAAACAAAAAAGUUUUACUACAAACUCAAAAACUCAGCAGUACGAUCUUUAUAAAUAAGAUGCAUAUAAGCAAAGUGAAAUAUAUCAUUUAAAAUCUAUUGAAAUAGUUUGCUAAGCUGUCACUUGCUACUCUCCUUACAUAACUCACUUAAUCAAUAGCUAUCACAAGCACUAUAAUUCUUCUUUAGAAUUAAUAGAAGAGGAAGCAUCUAUUCUAUCUUAAAUUUCUCAUAACAACGAAGCACAUGAUGAACUCUAGAUAUCAUGCAAAGACACAACAUUAUCGAAGAAUACAACUGAUAUACUUGAAUGUUCUGAACUUUAAGAGACAAUUAAUAUUAUUAAAGUAAAUAAUAAUGAAAUGCCUAACUUUUAAAAGCCCUACUUAGCUCAUAAAUAUACUAAUAAUAAAGUGUAAGAUUUAUAAAGUAAAGGAUCAUUGUCCUUUAAUAGCUUUACAAAUAAUAGUAGAUCUCCUUAAAAACAAGGGAAAAUUAGAAAGAGAUCUCCAUAAAAUAAUUAAAUAAAUAAUUUUUCUAACAAUAUUUCAUCGAAUGCUUCUGAGAGUGCUUAAUAAUCAAAAGACAGCUCUGAAAAUAUCCUAAAAAGACCCAAAUCACAUCACACAGCAGCUUCUUAAGAAAGUGAUAUCUCUCCUUUACUAAAUAAUAGCAAAUAAUCAAAGAAUCAAGCAGCUUCUACCAAAAAACAGGUUUUAGCUUUAGACCUAGAGACAAUAAACACGACUUUCGGAAAUCAAUUAAACUAGCAGAAUAAUAUUUAAAAAGUUUAAACUAACAAAGACAUUCAGAACUCUAUUAAGAAGAAUACUCAACCAAAUAAUUUAUUAGAUGAAUCAAAAAGACUACAAAGCAAAUAAAAAGAAAAUCUCUCCUAAAAUAACAUUAAUCAGUUUUCUAUAUUGAGAAAUUAUAGUUUAUCAAAUGGAUCUCCUAGAUAAUCUGCAAGCAAUCCUAUAAAAACUAUUUUCUAAGGAAAAAAUAGCUAGUAAAAUUAACAGUAGUAGCAAGGAUAAUCUUAGUAGUAGCCAUAUUUAAUUUAAAAUCAAUAACAAAUAACCAAUAAUAGCUAAUCUCAGUCUUAGUAAUUUUAAUAGCACCUAUAGCAAUAACAAUUGCAGCUUACUACUCAAUAAUAGUAACUUUUAAAGGCAAUUUCAAACAAUAAAACUAAUAGCAUAUAAUUAAGCUAAAGCUAGUAGUAAUCUCUAACAUCUUCUCAAAAGUAAAUUAGUUAUACAGUGUAAUAGCUUUAAAACAGCCAAAAUAAUGGUCUCUCAAAAACAAAUAGAAUAUUUACGGAUUUAGAUCUAAAGACUAUUAAUGAGCAUAAGUCAUUUGAAGAAAAGAAUGGCUCAUAGUCUCAUAGGUCCCUAACAACACCAUAAACUAUUUAAUAGAAUUAAAAUGCCAAAUUAAGCACUUCAUAAAUUAAUAGCUCAAACCAUAUGAGUAAUAGCAACAAUAUUAACAUAAAUGGUAGCUAAAUUAGCAACAACAACAAUAAUAAUAACAACUUAGAAAAUAAAGCAGCUACAACUACUUCCUUAUUAAAAUUGUAGGCAAGCCAAAAAAAUAUUUAAACGAGUAAUACAAGUAAUAAAUUUGUAAAAUAAUUAUCAGGCUAAAAUAAUUAAUACAAGAGCUUAAAAAAUGAUAUUAAUAUAUCUCCAAAGUAAACUCACCACUUUUUGUAAUAAUUUGAUUUCAUUAGCUCGAAAAAUAGUAAUUUGAGUUAACAAAAUUCAAAAGAAUUUGUAAUUAAUAGCUCAAAUUCUACGCGUAACACUUAAGUCCCAUUUAAUUCAAAAGGAAUCCCUAAAUUAGAUUUUAAUUUAAUUUAGAAUAACCCAUAAUUGAAAGCAGAAGAUAGCAUUCGUUUCUUUUCAGCAAGAGAGCAUUAAAAUAAAAAAAUUAACAAUUAUAUAAACAAAUGA